CAUCAUCCACGUCUUCGUGGAGUCGACACGACACCGACGGACGCAUCGAGAAUGGCACUUCCCGACACUCGGGAAUGCUGGCCCGUGGCAGUCUCCGCGGCCGUGUUCGUCUUCUUUGGCAUGAUGCUAAUAAAAUCCGAAUCCGUCAUGUACGUCGGAUUCAUGGACAUGCUGCGCGUCAACCGCGAGGAUGCCUCAUGGCCCCUCACUGUCGCCAUCAUCAUGUCACAGCUUUCAGGGCCCCUGUAUGGUCUGCUCGGUCUCUGGUUUUCGGACCGUAUUCUGCUGAUUGCCGGCUCCCUUCUUUGUGCGCUGCCCGUAAUGGCCUGCGCACUGGCUCGGAGCCUCGGACUUGUGGUAUUCCUCUACGGCAUUUUGUUUGGACUGGGAGUUGCCUGCGAAGAGCUGUUACCAUUCACAGUGGUGGCCAGGCACUUCGUUAAAUACCGAGGUACGGCCAUGGGUCUGCUUUUCGCUGUGACCGCCGUGUCGGGUUUCGUGUCUCCCCUGAUCAUUGAAGCUCUGCAACAGGCCUUCGACUUCCGCAAGGCACUAGUCAUACUGGGAGCCCUAGAGCUGAACAUGCUGUUCGGUGCCGUGUUCGUCGACCGCGUGCCGCAGGACCAGGACCGUGAGAGUGGCGACUGCAAAGCGCCACCGGAACCUGUCACCCGAGAACGUCCGCGAGCGAGUAGCUUCCAAACGGCGUCGCUUGCAAAGUGCUGCACCGUCGACCUCGUCUCAUCCCUCCCCCUUCCCAGGUCAGCCGCUGACAAACAUACGGAUGAGAUGGAUCCGCUGCUGAGAGUAAACGAGAGCGCAUCGAGGAAACUUGUGCGCAGCCUCUUGUCGCUGGCAUCAGUGCCGUUCCUGCACGUCGCGGCGUCGCGAGCUGUGUCCAUCUUCAUGCUCUCAUCGUUCCUGCUGACCGCCGUGGACUUUGGCACAGACAACGGCCUCGCUGGAUACAAGGCGGUUGCGCUGGUCACCGCGAGCGCCAUCGGAGACUUGGUUUCGCGAGUGGGCACUGGUCUUCUCUUGGACACCAAGGUCAGCGGCUGA
Messenger RNA from Rhipicephalus microplus (southern cattle tick), 1062 nucleotides. Its product is annotated as monocarboxylate transporter 7. Gene Ontology annotation, biological process: transmembrane transport. The record is from RefSeq and is a predicted model, not a curated record. Lineage: Eukaryota; Metazoa; Arthropoda; Arachnida; Ixodida; Ixodidae. Gene Ontology annotation, molecular function: monocarboxylic acid transmembrane transporter activity.